GCUGUUUUAUAUACUGAAGUCAGCGACUCUCUUUCCUCUCUCUCUCUCUAAAGCUUCAUCUCUCUUGUUUUGCCAACUUCCUAAAUUAGGUUUUUCAGUUCUGCAAGUUCUAAUUUGCUGCGAUCGAAUCGAAGGAGUUAAAUGAGACAGCAGCGAUUAUGUGCAGCCGCGACUUGCUAAAGAGGAUGGAGAAUUACAACAAUCAAGGAGAUCUAACCGACAUAAUCCGAGCCACCGGCGGCGCCAAUCCGCCAGCUGAAGCCCCUGCGCCGGAGUGGCAGUUUCCGGCCAAUCCGAUCGCCUUCUCCGCCGCCGAUUUCGGCGAUCCAUUCGCGCAGCUCGGCGAUCCGCUCAUCCACGCGCCGCCCCUGCCUCCGCCGCUGCCAGGAUUCUUCGACGUGAUCAAACCUAGCGACGGGGUGCGAUUUGGGGGAAAUUGCAACCUAGGUCAAAAAAUCAGCCUCGACGAGGAGAUGAAGAGACCUCCGAACAUCUUCUCGAGGAUGCUCCAGAUCUCCCCCACCGCGAAGCUGCCGGUUCCACUCUCGCCGUGCGAUGCUUCUCCGGCGCCGAUUUUGGCGGCGAAUGAUCACCACGGCUUAAUCUCGCCGAGCAACAGCUCGAGAGGGAAUUGCUUGAUUGAGAGCAGCCUGCAGAUCUCAUCUCCGCGAAAUGCGGGGAUCAGGAGAAGAAAAAGCCAGGCGAAGAAGGUGGUUUGUAUACCGGCACCGGCGCCUGCAAACAGCCGGCCCAGCGGGGAAAUCGUGCCCUCGGAUCUCUGGGCGUGGCGAAAAUACGGGCAGAAACCGAUCAAGGGCUCGCCCUAUCCGAGGGGUUACUACAGAUGUAGUAGCUCGAAGGGAUGUUCGGCGAGGAAGCAAGUGGAGCGGAGCCGAACCGACCCGAACAUGCUGGUGAUCACAUACACGUCGGAGCACAACCACCCGUGGCCCACCCAGAGAAACGCCCUCGCCGGCUCCACGCGAUCUCAGCCGUCCAAAUCCGCCGCCGCCGCAAAAACCUCGCCGAAGCCGAAAGACGAGCAGAAGGAAACCAGCACGGAGACCGCCGCCCCGUCGUCGACGAAUUCCGCCGCCGUGAAAGAGGAAGUCGAUCAAGAAUUCGACAAUAACCAAGCAAUGGCGGCGGCGGCGGAGGAGGCGGAAUUCGACGAUGGAUUCUCGCAGCAGAGCUACAAGCCGGCGUUGCCGGAAUCCAAUCAAAACGAGGACAGCUUCUUCGCCGGGCUCGGCGAGAUCGAAGGAGAUUCGUUGGACUUGCUCUUCACACAGGGAUUUGACGGCCGUGAUCACGGCGGCAAGGGUUUGGACCCCUUCGGCUUCUACGAUUGGGGCGGAACCGCCACCGCUGCCGCCGCCGCUUCCAGCGGCGGCGCAGGCGGAGAGGAUGGGAGGGAUUCGUGACAAGAUGUUGAGCAACAGAAGCCCCCACUCAGUUCCAUGCAUGAUUUAUGAUGAGUGUGAGUUUUUUACACGUGGGGAGGGUUUUUUUUUCCCAACUUAUCUUUUUUUUACAUUAGUUUUUUUUAUUUUAAUUUUAUAAGGUUUAAUCUAGAUUCAGAGAUUAUAUGGUGAGAAAAGAGGGUUUUAUUUGUAUUAUUAUGAUAAUUAAUUGAGAGUGGUGGUUAAUAUGGGAGCAGUUUGGAAUAUUGGUGGAUGGGACAGAAAGCUGAGGAACAGAAGGUUUGAACAGUGGGGAAAAGUACAUUUAUGAGACAUGAAAGGAUGGCUCAAUGAAGGGAUUAUGAUGUGGGAUGGGACUCCAAUUUUACAAGUGGGAUUAAUUAAUUACUCUUAUAUAUACAUAUAUUAUUAAUUAAUUAUAUGUGUAUUGAUAUUGCAUGUGUGGAGAGUUUGGUGAUUAAUUAUAUAUUCAUACCUUGUAAUGUAGCCAUGAGAUACUAAACUUUGGGUUCCUCCGCUUUCUGCUCUUUAAUCUUCAUUGUUGUACUAGUUAAUUUGAGUAUUUUUUUUUAUGAUUUCUAGGUUUAAUUAA
Salvia hispanica is the source of this 2016-nucleotide messenger RNA. Its product is annotated as putative WRKY transcription factor 14. Gene Ontology annotation, molecular function: DNA-binding transcription factor activity; transcription cis-regulatory region binding. The record is from RefSeq and is a predicted model, not a curated record. NCBI's taxonomy places the organism in Eukaryota, Viridiplantae, Streptophyta, Magnoliopsida, Lamiales, Lamiaceae. Gene Ontology annotation, cellular component: nucleus. Gene Ontology annotation, biological process: regulation of DNA-templated transcription.